ACGAGUAUAAUAUGAGAAGUAGAGAGAGAAAACAAAACAAAAACGAAGAAAGAAAGAAAGAAAGAAGCUAUGGGAAGAUCAUCAGAUUCAACAGUCAACGUUUUCUACUUUCAUCUAUUCAUCGUCUUUCUUGCCACAGUUAUACCCACCAUAGCCAGAUCCUCCGAUGAUUGCGUCUACACGUUGUACGUAAGAACCGGAUCCAUCUUCAAAGGAGGAACAGAUUCUAAAAUGAGCGUGACGCUUUACGACAAUCAGGGUUGGGGGAUCCAAAUCAACAAUAUUGAAUCAUGGGGCGGGUUAAUGGGUAAGGAUUACGACUAUUUCGAAAGGGGAAACCUUGACAUUUUCAGCGGUCGUGCUUCGUGUUUAACCGGCCCUAUUUGCGCACUCAAUUUGACAUCAGACGGGUCGGGUUCUCAUCACGGUUGGUACUGUAACUAUGUGGAGGUCACUUCCACCGGCGCCCAUCAGACCUGCUCGCAACAACUAUUCACCGUCGAGCAAUGGUUAGCCACCGAUACUUAUCCCUACGAGCUCACCGCCUUUAUUAACAACUGUGGAUCAUCGGAUCUAUCUAAGAUCAGGGAUCCGGCAAUGAUCAACGGUAGAGAUGAUGAGGCUGCUGUUUCUGCAAUGUGAGAGUGAGUGGUUGUGUACCUCUUAUUUUGUUUUAAUCUAAUAAAUGUCUUAUGGACGUCUGUCUGUUAAUCAUUAUUUUGUGAGUUAUAUAUAUAUUAUUACUACCUUUCUAUUA
Impatiens glandulifera is the source of this 757-nucleotide messenger RNA. Its product is annotated as PLAT domain-containing protein 3-like. The record is from RefSeq and is a predicted model, not a curated record. Gene Ontology annotation, molecular function: protein binding. Lineage: Eukaryota; Viridiplantae; Streptophyta; Magnoliopsida; Ericales; Balsaminaceae. The transcript is spliced from 2 exons. Bases 70 to 642 code for a protein of 190 amino acids.